AUGGCCGAUCCGUCGCAGAAUUACGAGAAAAUAAAAGUCAUCGGCCACGGAAGUUACGGUGAAGUUUGGCUCGUUACGCACAAGCAAGACAAAAAACAUUAUGUCCUAAAAAAACUCGACCUCCGGAAUUCGUCGGCCAAAGAGCGUUACGGAGCCGAGCAAGAAUGUCGUCUGUUGUCCGAACUGAAGCACCCAAACAUCGUGGCAUACAGAGAAUCCUUUGAAACUAAUGAAGGUUAUUUAUUCAUAGCGAUGGGUUACUGCGAAGCAGGGGACCUCUACUCGAGACUCAAACUUCAAAAAGGUCUGCCAUUGGAGGAGAAACAGAUUGUAGAGUGGUUCGUCCAGAUUGCUAUGGCGCUUCAGUACAUGCACUCGAAGAAUAUACUGCACAGAGAUUUGAAGACCCAAAAUAUUUUCCUAACUAAAAAUAGAAUCAUUAAAGUUGGAGAUUUGGGAAUUGCCAGGGUACUGGAGAGUUCAAAUGAUAUGGCCAAGACACUGAUAGGCACCCCAUACUACAUGAGUCCAGAAAUAUUCUCAAAUAAACCCUAUAAUUUCAAGUCGGAUGUCUGGGCACUUGGUUGUUGCGUAUUUGAGAUGGCGACAUUGAAGCAUGCCUUUAAUGGGAAAGAUAUGAAUUCGCUCAUGUACCAGAUACAAAGAGGAAAGCUGCCACAAAUUCCUGAGACAUACACAGAUGAAUUGAAAUCUCUGAUAAGAGCCAUGCUACAGAGACUACCUGAAAAACGACCUACAGUCAACAGAAUACUGAGAGAUCCGUUUAUUAAAAAACACAUUGCUCUCUUUCUUGAAGAAACUACUAGAUUGCAGAGGUUUCUGAUUGGCUGGUUGAUUAAUUGA
Messenger RNA from Helobdella robusta, 864 nucleotides. RefSeq lists its product as hypothetical. The transcript is spliced from 7 exons. Lineage: Eukaryota; Metazoa; Annelida; Clitellata; Rhynchobdellida; Glossiphoniidae. The record is from RefSeq and is a predicted model, not a curated record. The coding region runs from base 1 to 864 and encodes 287 amino acids. Gene Ontology annotation, biological process: protein phosphorylation. Gene Ontology annotation, molecular function: ATP binding; protein kinase activity.